CGUGACCGUGUUAGUUUUACUCCGCGAGCGAGUUUUUGAGCUGCAUUUUUUUUCUUCCUCUGUGUGAUGUGACGCGUUGCAUGUUCAGAAGCAGGAACUGUGCAGACCUGACAGGGGAACAUGUUCUCGUUGGUAUUGUAGUCUGCCUCUGUUACACACACAAAAAAAACAAGGAAAAUAGGACACCUGGUCCAGCCAGUUUUUCAGGUUUCGAGUCUCCAGAGAGAGAAAAAGAGAGAGGGAGAGAGAGAAGUCGGUUUGAAGCGGGUGGACAGCAUGAACCAUUAAACCCUGAAUUUUUUGGUCUCCGGAUGUUAAAGUUAUUCAUUUGAGAAAAGCGUGUAAUCGUUCAAAAUGAGUCGCCGGCGUGUAGACUCUGAGGACUCCCUGACGCCCGAUGAUGAGGUGAUGCCAUACAGUGAUGACGAGACUGAUGACGAGUUGGAGCAUGAGGAUGAAGAGGUGCAGCCGAGCGUCCCGGCACCAGAACCGGAAGCAGGAUGGAAGGUCAAAGCAAACGACAGGGAGUUCUGCAAUCUUCCUGAAUUCAAGAAGAAGACUGUUUUGUGCUUCAAGAAGAGCAAGUACUCUGGAAAUGCAAUCAAGACCUAUAAGUACAAUUUCUUCACCUUCCUGCCCCUGAAUCUGUUUGAGCAAUUUAAAAGAGCAGCCAACUUCUACUUCCUCGUCUUGCUGAUCCUGCAGAUCAUCCCAGAAAUCUCCACACUACCCUGGUACACCACGUUGGUGCCCCUGGUGUUGGUGCUUGGCAUCACUGCCAUCAAAGAUCUGAUGGAUGACCUGGCUCGCCACAGACUGGACAAAGAGAUCAACAACCGAAAGUGUGACGUGCUCCUCAAUGGCAGAUUUCAGGAGGCCAAGUGGAUGGAUAUUCAAGUUGGUGAUGUGAUCCGAUUAAAGAAGAACGACUUCAUUCCUGCUGACGUUUUGUUAUUGUCCACCUCUGAGCCAAACAGCCUGUGUUAUGUAGAGACAGCAGAACUGGACGGAGAGACUAAUCUGAAGUUUAAGAUGGGUUUGAAGGUGACGCAUGAGAGGCUGCAGGAGGAGAACCAGCUGGCGAAUUUUGAUGCUAUGAUUCUUUGCGAGGAACCAAAUAACCGCUUGGAUAAGUUCAUGGGCACGAUGAGGUGGAAGAACGACGCAUACCCACUAGAACUGGAUAACAUGCUGCUGAGAGGAUGCAAGGUUCGCAACACGGAGGAAAGCCGCGGACUCGUUAUAUUUGCAGGAGCGGACACUAAGAUCAUGAGGAAUGGUGGAAAGACCAGGUUCAAACGUACCAAGAUAGAUUAUCUGAUGAAUUACAUGGUGUACACGAUCUUUGUGAUGCUGAUCCUGAUCUGCGCCGGCCUGGCGAUCGGACACUCGUUCUGGUACGGGGAAAUCGGCUCGAAGGCCUGGUAUCUGUACGAUGGCCUAAACCAGACGGCACCCUACAGGGGCUUCCUCACCUUCUGGGGUUACAUCAUCGUCCUCAACACUAUGGUGCCCAUCUCACUCUACGUUAGUGUGGAGGUGAUCCGUCUGGGUCAGAGUAAGUUCAUAAACUGGGAUCUACAGAUGUACUAUGCUGAGAAGGACACGCCAGCCAAGGCUCGAACCACCACCCUGAACGAGCAGCUCGGCCAGAUCGAGUACAUCUUCUCGGACAAGACGGGCACUCUCACACAAAACAUCAUGGCCUUCAAGAAGUGCAACAUCAGCGGGCGCACAUUUGGAAAUCCAACAAAUAAAGACGGGGUGGCCCUGGACCGUGCAAAUCCUGUUGACUUCAGAUGGAACACAUAUGUGGACAGAAAGUUCCAGUUCUUCGACAGUGAACUCGUUUCUCUCAUCCGCUCAAAAAAGGACCCGGUCGUGCUGGAGUUCUUCAAGCUGCUCUCACUUUGCCACACUGUUAUGGUGGAACAGAAGGAUGGCGAUCUGGUGUACCAGGCUGCGUCUCCAGAUGAAGGUGCUUUGGUCACAGCGGCUCGCUGUUUUGGCUUUGUGUUCCUGUCGCGUACGCAGGACUCCAUCACCAUCAGUGAGUUGGGAAAGGAGACCACGUACGAGGUGCUCGCUCUCCUCGACUUCAACAGCGACCGAAAGCGCAUGUCUGUCAUCUUGAGGCUUCCAGAUGGACGUAUCCGGUUAUACUGUAAGGGAGCCGACACAGUGAUCUACCAGCGCCUUAGUCCUGACUCCCAACACAAAGAAACCACAGAAGAAGCCCUGGGUAUUUUUGCCAAUGAGACUCUGCGCACAUUGUGUUUGUGCUACAAAGACAUCACCAACAGCGAGUUUGACUCUUGGGUUCAGCAGCACAAGGAGGCCAGCGUGGCCAUGACCGACCGUGAGGAGGCUCUGGACGCCGUCUACGAGCUCAUCGAGACAAACCUGAUGCUGAUUGGCGCGACAGCCAUUGAAGACAAGCUUCAAGAUGGAGUUCCUGAGACUAUCGCCAACCUGGCCAAGGCUGAGAUCAAAAUUUGGGUUCUUACUGGGGACAAGAAAGAGACUGCCGAGAACAUUGGAUACUCUUGUGAGCUGCUGACAGAUGACAUGACUAUUCACUAUGGAGAGGAUGUAAAUCAGAAGUUAUCAGACAGACAGGCAAAGCGGAGGAACGAGACUGGAGAGGCGCGCAAAAACAAAACACCGGAGCCAUUUUUCCCUGGAACUGGCAAGAACGCUCUCAUCAUUACAGGAGGUUGGCUGAAUGAAAUUCUGUACGAGAAGAAGAAGAAGCGUCGUCGUUUGCGUCUGCGUCGUCUCGGGAAGCGCGUCCCUCCUGUCAGCCCUCAAGACGGCCAACCCAUGAAUGACUGGGAGAAGGAAAUGAGGCAGCGUGACUUUGUGGACAUGGCCUGUGAGUGUGGCGCUGUCAUCUGCUGCCGUGUCACCCCCAAACAGAAGGCCAACGUGGUGAGCCUGGUGAAGCGCUACAAGAAGGCCGUCACUCUGUCCAUCGGCGACGGAGCCAACGACGUCAACAUGAUCAAGACUGCAGACAUUGGCGUGGGCAUCAGCGGGCAGGAAGGCAUGCAGGCAGUGAUGUCCAGCGACUACGCUCUCGCUCAGUUCCGCUACCUCCAGCGCCUCCUGCUGGUGCACGGUCGCUGGUCCUACAUCCGCAUGUGCAAGUUCUUGCGCUUCUUCUUUUACAAGAACUUCGCCUUCACCCUGGUUCACUUUUGGUACUCGUUCUUCAGUGGAUACUCCGCCCAGAUUGCCUUUGAAGACUGGUUCAUCACCCUUUACAACGUGUUGUAUAGCAGUUUACCCGUCCUCCUUGUUGGACUGCUGGAUCAGGACGUGAACGACAAAUUGAGUUUGCGCUUUCCGAGGUUGUAUCUUCCGGGUCAGCAAGGGUCGCUGUUUAAUUACAAGAACUUCUUCAUCAGUCUCUUUAAUGGCAUCUUCACGUCCCUCAUGAUCUUCUUCAUCCCAUAUGGAGCCUUUUUACAGACGAUGGGUCAGGAUGGAGAGGCGCCGUCUGAUUACCAAUCCUUCGCUGUGGUCACUGCAUCCUCGCUUAUCAUGAUAGUCAACUUGCAGAUCUCCUUGGACACCUCGUACUGGACGUUUGUGAACUGCUUUGCUGUCUUGGGAAGUAUAGCGAUUUACUUCGGCGUCAUGUUCGACAUACAGAGUGCAGGAAUACACGUCAUCUUCCCAUCGUACUUCAAAUUCACUGGUGUCGCUGCUAAUGCACUUCGCCAACCGUAUCUGUGGCUCACCAUCAUUCUAACGGUGGGCACCAGCCUCCUGCCGACCAUCUGUACCCAGUUCCUCUGCAAGACCAUCUGGCCUACCGUCGGAGACAAGGUUCUUCGAAACAGGAAGAAGUACGAGAUGGAGGAAGAGCAGAAGAAGAGGGUCCCUACUUUCCAACGUGGUGGUCGCUCACGCCGCUCUGCGUAUGCCUUCUCUCACUCCCGAGGUUACGCCGAUCUCAUCGCUUCGGGCCGGAGUAUCCGCCAGAAGCCACGGAGGCACACGGAUGUUAGGCAGACCAUCAGGGAGGAACCCAUAGCCGAAAACUUGUGAGACGUUUGACCUUGAGAUGACAUGACGUGUGUGACACGUUUUUGAAAAGGUUAAAGGUUGUUUUCCAUUUUGGCUUUUAAACCGCGAGUCCCAGGACCAUUCGAUCGGCCCUUCUUUCCAUUGAAAAUGAAACCGAGCCCAAGGAAAAGAAAGUAGGGAGGGUCGCUGAGGGACUUGAGAAGAUCUCUACGGCAUGAUUUCGAAUUAGCUAUAAAAGAGCAGAAUGAGCCAGUGAGAACGUUUACACAAAGGGAAAUGAGGGAGAGUUUCUCCCACUCACUCAAAAACCAAUACUGGUUUUAAAAAGCGUACACUGUGUAUGACAAACUAGAUAUCUCAGGAUUUUAUCUUUCUACUUUUUUUUUUUUAAGAAGGUGCAUUAUAUAGGAAGUUAACUCAUUAAAAGAUGGAAAAAAGAUAAUUACUUAAACAUGACUAAUGUCUGUUGCUGCAUUUAAUAGGAUUAUAAUGUUCAAAAAAAAAAAAAGUCUGCUCAUUCCAUUAUCACUAAACUGUAGCUUCAUAUUUCUCAUCUUCACCCAUAUUGUACAUGAAAAGAGCCAUUAUCUUUUUUCUACCUAAAAUGCUAGGAAUAUUAUUAUAUAUUACUACACACUACACUAACACACGGACUAUAGGAUAAAAUUUUGUACCGUGGAAACGUUCCGACAUAAUGCGCCUUUAAACACUUAUUUAUCGCCUUAAACUCGGCCUCGCACAUCCUAACCAAGGUCGUGCUCUGUUUCUUUCUCAGUCGUAACGUACGGUAAUGACCUGCAGCUUCAUCGAGGCAGAGAAGGACCUCAUGAUAUAAUGUCUCUUAAUUUAUAUCUGUUUGUGAAAUAUUUUUCAUCUAUCACAUGAAUCUUGAGUGUAAAGCUUGAAUUUUUACCGCUUUUCUCUGCAUGAUGGAUUCUGCUCAAACACGCUUUUUUUUUUUUUUGUGCGUUAAGGGAUGACUGGGUGUAUGUGGGAUGCCCUCCAGGUGGAGAACUUGUGAAUAAUGUUUACACUAACGUUACCACUUUUAAACGUCCGUCUCUUCUAUUUGAGAUCAGCUCUGAUCAGAAUGGUGUCAUUUUCUUCACACGCAAUGUGACUAGUGUUUGUCUUUUUCUUUCCUUCCUUGUUUGUUUUGUGUCAAACAUUUCCCACACAGCCUAGAAUUCUCUUUCUGAACCAUCAAUUUAUUCAGACCCAGUUAGGAAUAUCUUUGCAUUGUUCAUGAAAGUUGUUAGUUGGGGGGAAAGUGUCUAUUUUUAACAACAACAAAAAAAGAGAACUGUUGCGUAUUUAACCUUAAUCUGCCAUAAUAGAUGAUUAUUUGUUAUGUCUUUUUAACACUGCUGUUUUCAGAAGGGGAAAAAGUGCCUGAAUGGCCAGCAACACCAGUGCCGUAUGCUUUAAAAAGGAAAAAAAGCUGCAUUUUACACAAUGUUGUUUUUAAUGUAUUGUAAUAUACUUUGUACAAAUAACUAUAAAUAAAGGUGUACAAAUGGA
Molecule: messenger RNA, 5556 nt
Organism: Neoarius graeffei (lesser salmon catfish)
Lineage: Eukaryota; Metazoa; Chordata; Actinopteri; Siluriformes; Ariidae
Gene: atp8b1
Product: ATPase phospholipid transporting 8B1
Exons: 28
Coding region: 355-4056 (1233 amino acids)
Biological process (GO): Golgi organization; phospholipid translocation
Cellular component (GO): plasma membrane
Molecular function (GO): ATP binding; ATP hydrolysis activity; ATPase-coupled intramembrane lipid carrier activity
Source: RefSeq, a predicted model, not a curated record